AUGGAGGAAGAUGACAAACAAUCGCACGAGGGGGAGAAAGAAGCAAUUGAGAGAGAGGAUGCCGAGACGGAAUCGCCGCCUCAGAACACCGGUGGAUGGGGAUGGGGAUGGGGAUUUUCUGGCUUCUCCGACCUUCAAAAAGCUGCCCAAGAUCUAUCUCGCAAUGCUGCAGCAGUGGCAGCGCAAAGCAUUGCGGAUAUGCAGGAAGGCGAUAUUGACUCAGAGUCUUCUGCCAAGGAAACUGAUACGGAGCAGGAUUGUGAUGAUGAUGAUGAUGAGAGUCACAAGUUAAAGAAGUUAGCUCUAGCUAAGUUGGAGGAUGCAAGUGAAGAGUCACUUCUUAGCCAGGCAAGUUUUUCUUCUCUUAUGCAUAACCCACUCUCCAUAUUUUAUGGUGGUUUGAAGGUCUUUGAUGAUUCAGUUGAGAGUUUCACUUCUGGAGCUUGGCUCGCACUAGGAAAUGCAUUAAAGGGAGGCACUAGCUUGGUGCAAAAGCUUGAAAACAGUGUCCAGCAAGGUACUUCGCCUAGGGAAGCUGGAUCUGAUGCACCCUCUCUACUGGAGACGGGAAAAGCAUUAACUGCCAAAGGAAUGCAAGUUCUUGAGUUUGUGGGCAAGGAGACUAUGGAUUUGUUGAUUACAGAGACUGGUCUUGGAGUCGACAAGAAUGGGGAAGGCUUUAAGGAUCAGACUAUUGAGGAAGUGACAUUUGAUCGAUGCUUUUACAUUUAUGGUGGCCCGGAGCAGCUAGAAGAAUUGGAAGCGUUGUCCAGCCACUAUACUCUGUUGUUCAACAGGAGAAAGGGGAAACUGUCUCAAGCUGAGAAAACUAUGUAUGACGGGAAGCUCAAACAGAUCCAGCAGCUGUUUAGCUUCGCUGCUGAAAUGAAUGGAAAUAAUGCAGAGUCUGAUAAAGGGAAGCAAAUAGAUACCAACACUGAAGGCAGUGAUGAUGACAUGAAGAAUUUACAUAACUCGAGCGUCAGCAAAGCUGCUGAUAUGGCUGCUGGGUUCACAAACGCUUUAACUGGAAUAAGCAUAAACGAUAUGAUCCAGCGGACUGGUGGCAGGCUUGAAUCUCUUCAUUCAGAAGGAGUUCAUAGACUUUCAGAGAUGUGCUGUUUCGCAGUCACUCAUCUGCUUAUUCUCGGUAAGUCCAUGAUAUCUCAUGCAACAAAGUUCAGGAUGAAGACACCAACGCUUUGAAAAUCGAGUGGCCAGAGGAUCUUACUGAAAAAGCUAAGCUGAUUAGAGGCAAAGCAGAAUCGAUGGCUGGAUAUGUUGAAGCAGUUUCCAACAGUUUCAUAACAGGUUCGUCUAUAAUUGCUCAACUUAGUUGGGCUUAUAACUGCUAUCGCAUUUCUUACUGUGGAUACUGGGUUGCCAGAAUCAUCUUAUGUAAUGGAGUGAGUAUCUCAAUUGUCAUAUUAGAAGGUACAAGGAACAUUUCUUGUACGAUGAAGUGAAAUUCUUAGAAUUUACCCGUUCAGC
Eruca vesicaria subsp. sativa (arugula) is the source of this 1491-nucleotide messenger RNA. The record is from the annotation of a GenBank genome assembly. Lineage: Eukaryota; Viridiplantae; Streptophyta; Magnoliopsida; Brassicales; Brassicaceae.